AUGUUUAGUGGGACAAGCAAACAAGCGGGAAAAUUUAAAAAUAGGUUCCUAACCAGGAGGACAGGGAAUGUAGGGGACUUAACAGACGCGGUGAUAAGUAGAAAGAGGAAAGAUAGAGAAGAAGAAAGUGUGUUGAGACUGAGAGCGGACUGUGAGGAAAGCGAGGUUUUUAAGACGAGUAGGUUAGUGGGAAAAUCGCCGGAAAAAAGACCUGAAAUGGAGGAGAUUCUAAAAAAAUUGGAAAAGCUAGAAUUAAAGAGGAAUGUGGAAAAGUGA
Cotesia congregata is the source of this 276-nucleotide messenger RNA. NCBI's taxonomy places the organism in Eukaryota, Metazoa, Arthropoda, Insecta, Hymenoptera, Braconidae. The record is from the annotation of a GenBank genome assembly.